GAAGGAGGGGCAGGGGCAUAAAAGGAGGGUUGCAAACAUAGAAGAUUGAACGAGGGUGAAGCAAGAAUGAGGGAAGGGAGGAGCGCAGAGACAGGAGCAAAGGGCCGGCAGUGGGGCGGCCGGUGGAGAAUAGAUAGAUCCUCUGAACUUAUCAAGGACAAUCAGAGAAAGAUCGCUACCUUGUGAAGUAAGCUCCCUUGACAUGUGCGGCUGAUGAACUGUGUCAGAUGCUCAAGAGCAGCUCGGGUUCGAUGGUUCCAGGGUCUGACAACUACUGGAAGGCUCUGCAGCCCCACCGCAAGCUCGACCAGGAGGAAGGGUUGUCUCAGUCGAGGAGGUUCAUCAUCCAGUCAUACGGGGACGGCAACGGGCUCUGGGGAUCGAAGAGUUCUGGUGGAAGCGACUCGAACUGGUAGAAAGUUCCUCCCCCCUCUUAUUGUUUUGUAAAUACCUACUCCAUCCCUUCUCCGCCAGCACCACCACCACCACCACCACCACCACCUCCUCCUCCUCCUCCUCCUCCUCUUUAUCCUCCUCCUCUUUAUCCUCCUGCUUCUCUCUAUGUACAAGUCUACAGCACUUCAGAACAGUCUGUUCCAGAAGGUAGCGUUCUGCGUUGAGAUCGGGGCCUCGUGGUCCAUGAGCAGCGCCGAUGUCCGCGCAGACGCGUCCUCCCUCCCAUCCUCCCUCACGGAGAUGCGCGACAGGUUGAACUUGCCCAGCUCGGCAGGAGCCGGAGGAGGAUCAUGCGGGCUGUUCCCUGCCCGUCCCGCCGCCUGCCCCGCUCGGUCCGCUGUUUGCGCGCUCCUUCCCGCCAUCGUCUCUGCCGCCGCGGCCACCAUGUCCCUCUCCCGCCAUGGAUACUCCGACAAGUCAGAGCCUCCCCCCCCCGCCACGUCAGAGGACCAGAUGCGGGAGGGGUCCGGGGCAGUGGGAGGGCGGGGGUGCGAGCCCCAUGCUCCGAGGUCGCGCUCGUCGUCGAUCCUCGAGGGUCUGUGAGGACGUUCCAGCUGCUUGUCCGACCCCUUCCUGUCCUUCUCGCUCGCUGCCGCCUUGUGUGACUUGCUGUGAUGCUUCGCCUCCCCCUCCCCCUUCCUCGUCGGCGCCA
Guillardia theta CCMP2712 is the source of this 1108-nucleotide messenger RNA. RefSeq lists its product as hypothetical. The transcript is spliced from 2 exons. The record is from RefSeq and is a predicted model, not a curated record. The coding region runs from base 562 to 999 and encodes 145 amino acids. Lineage: Eukaryota; Cryptophyceae; Pyrenomonadales; Geminigeraceae.